AUGGCUGACAGGGGGGAGCGUGUGCUGGUGCAGGCGGAGCAGAAAGGGCUCAGUGUGUUCGCUGUCUGCUGCGGUGACGGUGUGGAGGACAGAGGAGGAGAUUCAGAGCUGGAAACAGAGACCAGCACAAAAACACUCGCUGAUGUCUCUGACCAGGGACCUGUUGGACCUCCUGGAGACCUGGGUGGAGUGGGCCCUCAGGGACCAAAAGGAGAUGCUGGCGCUCGUGGACCUCCUGGGGAGCCUGGUGUCGGACCUGACGGGCUCGAUGGUAUUCCUGGAACAGACGGGCUGCCAGGUGAACUGGGCAAAGUUGGAGCAUCUAGUGUAUUGAUCAGAGUUUGUUUACACUGUGUUAAUAAAGACUUGUGUUUCUCACAGGGAGCCAGAGGAAAGAGAGGUCCGGUGGGUCUUCCUGGUGUUGCUGGGCCGAGGGGUCCACCAGGCGUGUAUCAAGGCGAGGACCUGUGUCCCAACGCCUGCCCCUCCGGUCUGCACGGACACUCCGGUCUCCCCGGCAUGAAAGGCCACAAAGGACUUAAAGGUGAAUUUGGUGAGCCUGGACGACAAGGACAUAAGGGCGAGGAGGGCGAGCAGGGGCUGCUGGGUGACGUCGGAGCUCAAGGACUACCAGGCCCAGGUGGACCAAGAGGCCUUCUAGGAAUAUUGGGCUCCAAAGGGGACAGGGGACCUCGAGGAAAACCCGGUGAUCUAGGUCCUCAGGGGAUCAUGGGAGGUCCAGGAGAUAGGGGCCAAAGAGGAGCCAUUGGUGAACCCGGUCCAGGUGGAGUGCUGGGGGAUCAAGGUCCAGCAGGGAUCAGAGGAGUACCAGGACCAAAGGGAGAGGCUGGCCUUCCUGGUCCAGAUGGACGUGAGGGGAUACCCGGGCUGCCAGCUACAAAUGGUCUUCCAGGAAAAAGUGGGGCUCCUGGUGACGCUGGUCCACAAGGGCUUCCUGGUUUACCAGGCGCUUACGGUCAAAAAGGUCACGCUGCUGCACAGGGUGUCACUGGUGAUCCAGGGGUUGUAGGACUGAUGGGGUCUCCAGGGAAGCAGGGUGAGCGAGGCGAGCAGGGGGAGGUUGGACCCGCCGGACCCCGAGGAGGACCAGGUGAACGAGGAGAGAGAGGACAUGAGGGGCCUGCAGGAUCACCAGGAGCCAGAGGAGGCAAAGGGGAUCCAGGCCUUCCAGGACUUCCUGGUCCAGCUGGGUACCGUGGCCAGAAGGGCGACCGGGGUGCAGUGGGUCUGGAUGGAGCACAGGGAGAACAGGGACCUGCAGGUGCUGAAGGGACAGCAGGAGACACCGGAGAGCUGGGAGAUCAAGGAGAGGCAGGAGAGAAAGGAGCGACCGGACCACCAGGAGAGACAGGAAACAAAGGACCUGAGGGCGGCCGAGGACAGGAGGGGAAAGAGGGCAAACUGGGCCAGCCGGGACCCCGGGGCAUGCAGGGAGACAUGGGGGUACCAGGUCUGCCUGGGACUCAGGGAUCAGCGGGGAAAUCUCCAACAGACACACACAUCAAACAAGUCUGCAUGAGGGUAAUGCAAGAGCAGCUGGCCCAGCUAGCAGCCUCUCUGAGCAGACCUGAGUCGGGCAUCGCAGGAAUUCCCGGUCCCCCCGGCCCGCCUGGACCUCCAGGAUCCACUGGAGAAAAUGGUUUCCCCGGACACACUGGAUCACGAGGACUGCCCGGUCUGAAGGGUCCCCUCGGGGUGAUGGGUCGCAAAGGACCCAGAGGUGAUCAGGGAGACAAAGGGGACAGAGGACCCACAGCAAGAGGAGCCAAAGGGGACCCAGGUGCCCCCGGUCUACCAGGUAAUCACGGUCGUGCAGCUUACGGCAGAGAUGGUCGUGAAGGAGAUCGAGGACCUCGUGGUGUUCCUGGAGCGGUCGGCGUCCCAGGACCUCCUGGUACUCCCGGUCUGAACGGAUACUGCGAGUCGUCACAGUGCAUCCUAGCCAUGGUGGCGUCACCGGUUUCUGCAAAGGACUCUGGCAUGAAGGGCCCCAGUGACAUGUGAGGCGAUGGGGGGCUGAAAACUGAGAGACUGAGAGGAUUUGUCCGUUUGGGUUUUGUCACUUGGUUUGUAUGAUUCUUUUUAUUCGUCCUCUCCUUUUUGAAGUAAUUCUGACGCCAUCUUUGUGAAGGCGGACCCUGAACAGCACACCUCGCCUUGUGAAACUCCUUCACAUUAAAUGUUUCAUGUUACCUCAGAUUUGCCAUCUCUGUACUGUAAACACAUCCAAAAUUAAGAACUCACUGUCACUGUACAAACCUCCCCAGUCUUCAUUCCUACCAGAGCAACGACGAGACGAGUCUGAAAGUCUUCUGUACGUUUAUGUAAAUGUGUCAAUACGCAAAUUAUACUUCUGGAUGACGUA
Molecule: messenger RNA, 2386 nt
Organism: Notolabrus celidotus (New Zealand spotty)
Lineage: Eukaryota; Metazoa; Chordata; Actinopteri; Labriformes; Labridae
Gene: col9a1a
Product: collagen, type IX, alpha 1a
Exons: 29
Coding region: 1-2025 (674 amino acids)
Source: RefSeq, a predicted model, not a curated record